GUGAUUCGGUAGCCAUUGAUCUCUGUUUAUACACGUAUACACCACGUACCCCUAUGAUUCACUGAUUUCCUGACGUAACUCAUGGAAUUUCAGCCUCUUAUUUCUAUGAAUUACUAUCCAUGCCGGUUUUGCGUAAGCUGUCCUGGACAAACGUUUUCAUUGCUUACCUUGCAUGUAAAAGGAAACGGCAUUGCAAAAGUAUACCAGACGGGUGUUCUAUUUCUCGACACAGCUGCUCCGCUUUUCACCAAAGCUGUUCCGCAUCUCAACAAAGCUGAUCCACUUCCCACCAAAGCUGUUCCGUUCCCAACAAAGCUGUUCCCCUUCUCAACAAAGUUGCUUCCCUUCCCAACAAAGAACUGUUACUGUUCACUUUCGUGGUGUGUCACCGAUUUCUACCCCCCCCCCAAUUUUCUCAGAACCUCUUUUAAUUUUAGGUCAGUUAUGUUUGGUUUUUCACCAACCGGCGUACCGUUUUCCAUUAGCGAACGUAUUGUUGUCCAUUGACUGCUUUAUUGAUACAGAUACCCUUAUAUUUCGCCCCGAUAUGAAGCAGUGAAUGACAUACCAACAAAUCUCCGCUUUGGUUUUCUCUUACAAGGCGCUCAGGUCAAGC
Molecule: messenger RNA, 616 nt
Organism: Radiomyces spectabilis
Lineage: Eukaryota; Fungi; Mucoromycota; Mucoromycetes; Mucorales; Radiomycetaceae
Exons: 2
Coding region: 82-507 (141 amino acids)
Source: RefSeq, a predicted model, not a curated record